This is a messenger RNA of Kickxella alabastrina, 855 nucleotides long. RefSeq lists its product as uncharacterized. Lineage: Eukaryota; Fungi; Kickxellomycota; Kickxellomycetes; Kickxellales; Kickxellaceae. The transcript has a single exon. Bases 280 to 471 code for a protein of 63 amino acids. The record is from RefSeq and is a predicted model, not a curated record.
UUCUCGCAGACAUAUUCUGAUACAUCUUAUCUCUUUCCUCUUUUUUAGCCCAACUUUUAUAUUUAUCAAUUACUCAAAAUGGCAAAAAAAUUUGAUGUUACUUUAAUUCCAAAUGGACAGGAAAAUAGCAAAAGUUCUCACACAAAGGUCUCUGGAUGCACGUAAGUACAGUCGAUUCUCUGCUGAUCAAGGUUCUCAAAACCAACACGAAUUUGGGUGUACUAAUUUUGUUGACUUUUGCUAAUAUACAAUAUAUCAUUCAACAUAUGUAGUAGUGAUAUGAAAGUCAAAGAAUUUGUGGAAAAAUUUAAAAAAGCAUGUACUUUGACACAGGUUCGAAACGCAAAGAAUUUUACUUUCAAUAAUAAAAUUGCCCAUAAAACCGCAUUAUCCCCAGCCAAUAAUGACGAUAAACUUGACGUAGCUUUAGAAAUUACAGAUAAGUGCUCUAUUAUAUACACCUCAAAUUAAAAAUAAAAAUUUGUUGGCAGGCUUCAGUACAUUCGCAAGCAACAGCGUCUCCCAUCCAUCCAUUUCUUCACUUCUUUUUGUUCUUUUUUCUGCCAGGGGGUUUUUUGUAUUUGGAAUCCGCGCGUCCAGGCAGCAGCAAUCCAGUCAGGGCCAAACUUUCGUGGGCAUCUAGCGCAGGGGCGUACUUUGUGGCGCGCAUUCAAGGUUACUUUUACCCUAUAUCAGUUCAGCAUUUUUCUUCCUUUUCCAACUCAGAUCUCAAUAUACCCUUUUAUUGCUUUUUGAUUGUGAAGGUGCAGCGCAGGUGCAAUUUGGAUCCAGAUUAUGGUUACGCACGCUCAGAUCUCGUGCGCAUACAGUGUGAACCAAAUCAAAAUCGACAGC